Molecule: messenger RNA, 6264 nt
Organism: Sycon ciliatum
Lineage: Eukaryota; Metazoa; Porifera; Calcarea; Leucosolenida; Sycettidae
Exons: 8
Coding region: 371-5800 (1809 amino acids)
Biological process (GO): transmembrane transport
Cellular component (GO): membrane
Molecular function (GO): ABC-type transporter activity; ATP hydrolysis activity; ATP binding
Source: RefSeq, a predicted model, not a curated record
CUCCGUCAUUUCGUCCCCUCCGCUACAAGUAGAUCUACACGCAACACUGCCAACAGACGCUCAGAGUCAGAUCGAGUCUGCACGGUAGUGCGUCCGCAAGGAGGAUAUAGGACUAAAGAAUUAAUUUCAAUGCUCCAUAUGUCCGAUGUCUCUCGUCCGAGUACGCAUUCAUCCAGUGCAGAUUGUGGUCUUGCUUCACAUCCUCGAAUGAGCAGAUCUACUGAUUGAGAGGCGAGACAGGAACUUGGACUAGCAGUCGGUGAUUCUCUGCCUCUUUACCACGCCGUCUACUGCUGCUGCUGUUCAGUGUGUUGCCUCAUAUUCUGACUGGUAGGUGUUUUCUGUUUGAAUCGACCAGGACGACAAGACGAUGCAGUGGUGUGGCCCGUUGCUAUCGCUGGCUGUAGUGCUGCUAGCAUGCUCCCAGUGUCCGUAUGCGGUGCUUGGUUACACCUGCAUAGAUGAAGGUGAAAUACUCUACGUGCCUCUACCCAAACAUAACGAAACCUACCCGAACGCCAUUAUGUGCAAAGACCUGACACCGGACAGGAACAACUGCAUCCCUCUCGUCUGGACGACCCCAGCGUGUCAGGGUGGGUACUAUCGGUCCCUAACAAACAACGCAGUCUUGCCAUGUCCAGCAGGUUUCUACUGCCCCAUAAAUACUAUCUGUCUUGUUCCAUGCCCACUCGGGGCAUAUUGUGUAACUGCCAAGAAGAAUAUCGACGUAACCAGAAAUCCACCAGUGACCUGUGAUCCAGACUACGGCACACAGCAACUGCCCGACAUGAGCAACCGCACUGAUCCACGCAGCAUUACCUGUGGUGGACCGGCUGGACUGGAUCAGCACGUUAUCUGCAAGGAAGGCUACUAUUGUCCGAACAUCAGCAUGAAAAUCCCAUGCCCGGAAGGUUCGUAUUGUAGAUCUGGCCGCAUGUCACCACAGCCUUGCCCAAUACUGUCACGAUGCAAACGUGGUUCAUCUGCGCCCAUCGAAAACAGUCUCGGCCUGAGUCUCAUCUUCGACCUGGUCCUCAUCUUUCUAGUGAUACUCUUCGUUCUUGCACUGCGUUACAAAGAAAAACUGAAGGCCGCAUUUGGCACUUAUGUUGCGCCAAGGCUACCUGGCAGGGCAAGCAGCUAUGAGGUAUUUACGCCUGAGCAGGAAGGCAAUGGUGAAGAAAUGGAGUCCAUCAACCCCAGCACAGUUGUUCGUGGGGAUCCAGAGCAACGGUACAGUGCCACUCCCGCAGGUACCGAAGCUACCAGAGCAGUGAGCCCCAAGGAUUACACGAUGGAGAUUGAAUUCCACAAUCUCAGUUUAACGUUGAAGAGCAACAAGGUCAAGGUGCUGCAAGGUGCUACUGGCAAGCUUCGACCCAAGACACUGACAGCAAUCAUGGGUGGAAGCGGAGCAGGAAAGACAACGCUGCUAAAUACAUUGAGUGGCAAGGCAUACUACGGCGCGGUGGAGGGAGAUAUCAUGGUCAACGGCAAGCCAGAAAACAUCACAACCUACCGCAGCAUCACAGGCUUUGUUCCACAAGAAGACAUCAUGCACCGAGAGCUAACCACCAGGGAGGUACUGUACUACCAAGGAAUUCUCAGACUGUCUGGUUGUGCAACAUUCCCAGAGAUUAAUCGUAAAGUGGAUGAGGUACUGGAGCUGCUUGGCCUGAUGCAUAUCAAGGAUUCUCAGAUCGGUGACGAAGAGAAGCGAGGCAUUUCCGGCGGUCAGCGCAAGAGAGUGAACAUUGGAAUGGAGCUGGUAGCUGAUCCAACGCUACUGUUCCUGGAUGAACCUACCAGUGGCUUGGACAGUGUCUCAAGUAUGCAGGUGUGUGAGGCGCUGCGGCGCGUUGCUGAAGAGGGCCACUUGACAGUGGUGGCCGUACUACAUCAGCCCAGGUUCGAGAUCUUCCAGAUGUUUCACGAAGUCAUACUGCUGCAGCCCGGUGGUCAAAUUGCGUUCCAAGGUUCCACGCAGCAAGCAGAGGCAUAUUUCUCAGAGCUUGGCUACCCAGUGAAGACAAACGUUAAUCCCAGUGAUCACUAUCUGGAUGUCAUCAACGAUCAUAACAAGAAAGCCAAGUCCGCCAAGAAGCACGCCACAUCCUCCACAGCUACUAAUGAUUCAGCGGAUGGCAAUACAGCCAUGGCACUGACCAGCCUUGGAGAUUUGUGGACAAUGAGACAAUCCAGCAUGACUACUGAUGGUGGUGCAUCAUCGGCACCACCAGAGCGGCAAGCCAGCACACAGCAGUUCACACCAAGGAAAGCACCUGCAUUCUGGAUACAGUUGCUGUUCUUCAUUCGCCGGGCAUUUGUUCUGCAGAUUCGUCAACUCAGUGUGUUGAUACUUGAUCAGCUGCUGGUGCUGAUUGCGGGCGCCGUCCUCGGUGCGCUGUACCGCGAGAUCCUGCUACGCAAGCUGACACUGCUGCUGUGUAUGACCAGCAUGGCAGUAGCUUUGACAAGUAUGCUGGCUGCACUCCGAUGCUUUGGCAGCUGCAAACCCGUCUUCUGGCGAGAGAGUGCGGCAGGAAUCAAUCGUCCAGCAUACUUCCUUGCUACCAACAUCUCGCAGAUUCCGAUCAUCGUCUUCACACCGCUUGUCUUCCUCAGCCUGUUCUAUGCGUUAGUGUCACCACGCGCCCUGUUUCGUGAUUACUACACAGCUAUUCUCAUGCUGGUCUGGGCCAGCCAUGGACUUGGCUAUCUCAUCUCAACAAUAUUCAACAGUCGUAGUUCACAGAUGGCCACAGUGGUUCUGGUACUUGUGUCGGCCAUGAUGUCCGGUGCUCAGCCAUCGUUAUGCAAGAUGAAGAAACAGGCCCUCGGCCCUGUCCUCUACUCGUUGUCAUUUGCACGCUGGUUUGUAGAAGCAUUGUUUGAAAAGGAGGCAAACCGCUAUCCGCCUGUGCACAUCCAGGAAGUUGCCCUUUACUCAAGCUACCAAGGCUACCCACUUGACCAUUUCGCACUGUGCAUCGGUAUUCUGUUUGUGUUUGGCCUGGUGUCUCGAAUCAUUGCUCUCAUCUGCCUCAUGUUCACACACCGCGGCCAGCAGAAGAUCGACCAGGACGACAAGACGAUGCAGUGGUGUGGCCCGUUGCUAUCGCUGGCUGUAGUGCUGCUAGCAUGCUCCCAGUGUCCGUAUGCGGUGCUUGGUUACACCUGCAUAGAUGAAGGUGAAAUACUCUACGUGCCUCUACCCAAACAUAACGAAACCUACCCGAACGCCAUUAUGUGCAAAGACCUGACACCGGACAGGAACAACUGCAUCCCUCUCGUCUGGACGACCCCAGCGUGUCAGGGUGGGUACUAUCGGUCCCUAACAAACAACGCAGUCUUGCCAUGUCCAGCAGGUUUCUACUGCCCCAUAAAUACUAUCUGUCUUGUUCCAUGCCCACUCGGGGCAUAUUGUGUAACUGCCAAGAAGAAUAUCGACGUAACCAGAAAUCCACCAGUGACCUGUGAUCCAGACUACGGCACACAGCAACUGCCCGACAUGAGCAACCGCACUGAUCCACGCAGCAUUACCUGUGGUGGACCGGCUGGACUGGAUCAGCACGUUAUCUGCAAGGAAGGCUACUAUUGUCCGAACAUCAGCAUGAAAAUCCCAUGCCCGGAAGGUUCGUAUUGUAGAUCUGGCCGCAUGUCACCACAGCCUUGCCCAAUACUGUCACGAUGCAAACGUGGUUCAUCUGCGCCCAUCGAAAACAGUCUCGGCCUGAGUCUCAUCUUCGACCUGGUCCUCAUCUUUCUAGUGAUACUCUUCGUUCUUGCACUGCGUUACAAAGAAAAACUGAAGGCCGCAUUUGGCACUUAUGUUGCGCCAAGGCUACCUGGCAGGGCAAGCAGCUAUGAGGUAUUUACGCCUGAGCAGGAAGGCAAUGGUGAAGAAAUGGAGUCCAUCAACCCCAGCACAGUUGUUCGUGGGGAUCCAGAGCAACGGUACAGUGCCACUCCCGCAGGUACCGAAGCUACCAGAGCAGUGAGCCCCAAGGAUUACACGAUGGAGAUUGAAUUCCACAAUCUCAGUUUAACGUUGAAGAGCAACAAGGUCAAGGUGCUGCAAGGUGCUACUGGCAAGCUUCGACCCAAGACACUGACAGCAAUCAUGGGUGGAAGCGGAGCAGGAAAGACAACGCUGCUAAAUACAUUGAGUGGCAAGGCAUACUACGGCGCGGUGGAGGGAGAUAUCAUGGUCAACGGCAAGCCAGAAAACAUCACAACCUACCGCAGCAUCACAGGCUUUGUUCCACAAGAAGACAUCAUGCACCGAGAGCUAACCACCAGGGAGGUACUGUACUACCAAGGAAUUCUCAGACUGUCUGGUUGUGCAACAUUCCCAGAGAUUAAUCGUAAAGUGGAUGAGGUACUGGAGCUGCUUGGCCUGAUGCAUAUCAAGGAUUCUCAGAUCGGUGACGAAGAGAAGCGAGGCAUUUCCGGCGGUCAGCGCAAGAGAGUGAACAUUGGAAUGGAGCUGGUAGCUGAUCCAACGCUACUGUUCCUGGAUGAACCUACCAGUGGCUUGGACAGUGUCUCAAGUAUGCAGGUGUGUGAGGCGCUGCGGCGCGUUGCUGAAGAGGGCCACUUGACAGUGGUGGCCGUACUACAUCAGCCCAGGUUCGAGAUCUUCCAGAUGUUUCACGAAGUCAUACUGCUGCAGCCCGGUGGUCAAAUUGCGUUCCAAGGUUCCACGCAGCAAGCAGAGGCAUAUUUCUCAGAGCUUGGCUACCCAGUGAAGACAAACGUUAAUCCCAGUGAUCACUAUCUGGAUGUCAUCAACGAUCAUAACAAGAAAGCCAAGUCCGCCAAGAAGCACGCCACAUCCUCCACAGCUACUAAUGAUUCAGCGGAUGGCAAUACAGCCAUGGCACUGACCAGCCUUGGAGAUUUGUGGACAAUGAGACAAUCCAGCAUGACUACUGAUGGUGGUGCAUCAUCGGCACCACCAGAGCGGCAAGCCAGCACACAGCAGUUCACACCAAGGAAAGCACCUGCAUUCUGGAUACAGUUGCUGUUCUUCAUUCGCCGGGCAUUUGUUCUGCAGAUUCGUCAACUCAGUGUGUUGAUACUUGAUCAGCUGCUGGUGCUGAUUGCGGGCGCCGUCCUCGGUGCGCUGUACCGCGAGAUCCUGCUACGCAAGCUGACACUGCUGCUGUGUAUGACCAGCAUGGCAGUAGCUUUGACAAGUAUGCUGGCUGCACUCCGAUGCUUUGGCAGCUGCAAACCCGUCUUCUGGCGAGAGAGUGCGGCAGGAAUCAAUCGUCCAGCAUACUUCCUUGCCACCAACAUCUCGCAGAUUCCGAUCAUCGUCUUCACACCGCUUGUCUUCCUCAGCCUGUUCUAUGCGUUAGUGUCACCACGCGCCCUGUUUCGUGAUUACUACACAGCUAUUCUCAUGCUGGUUUGGGCCAGCCAUGGACUUGGCUAUCUCAUCUCAACAAUAUUCAACAGUCGUAGUUCACAGAUGGCCACAGUGGUUCUGGUACUUGUGUCGGCCAUGAUGUCCGGUGCUCAGCCAUCGUUAUGCAAGAUGAAGAAACAGGCCCUCGGCCCUGUCCUCUACUCGUUGUCGUUUGCACGCUGGUUUGUAGAAGCAUUGUUUGAAAAGGAGGCAAACCGCUAUCCGCCCGUGCACAUCCAGGAAGUUGCGCUUUACUCGAGCUACCAAGGUUAUCCACUUGACAAUUUUGCACUGUGCAUCGGUAUCCUGUUUGUGUUUGGCCUGGUGUCUCGAAUCAUUGCUCUCAUCUGCCUCAUGUUCACACACCGCGGCCAGCAGAAGUAGACCAGCAGUCACGGUCAGGCACUGAACACUGAAACAGUUCAGGCAUGGCGGCAGCAAAGACGUUUUAAAAGUAAAAUCCGCAUGUCCACUCUUCUCCAGUCGUUCUUUUGACCAGACGUUGGGUUGAGCAGACCCAGUUUGUUUCCAGCAGAUCACUGCACACUGUACAACAUAGUGCUAUGAGACACUUGGCACCUUGCCCUUUGCAUACCCAACACAUGUUCUAGUGCACGCCAAAUUCACACUGUGCAUGCGCCUUUGCAGCCUGAUCUCACAUAGAGAACUUUAUGACUAUUUUCAAUUUAGUAUUUUAUAUUUAUUCUCCUGCCGAGUUUGCACAUUCACAAUCACUCACAUAUUCGUUAGGGCAAAUUUUAUUGAACUUCCUUGGCUUGGUGCACAUGAAAAAAAGUUGUCACUCACAUCAGUUUGUGACGACAGCAAAAAUGCAUACUGAUUAUCUA